CUGAAGGGGUCUCCCACUUGUAAAUGACCCGAGGGGAAAAAAAAUUCAUGACGACUUCACUGGGCCUCCUCUUAUUCUUCCAUUUUUCUUUCCACCUGUCCUCUUCAUGGAAUGGAGCAUCAUUCCUUAAAGCACAAAAUCUGUUGUGCAUCUAAUAAUGACUAUGCUGUAAUAGGGAUUCUUAAACAGUUUUACGCGUGAGGCUUGAAAUAUUAACAGAUGAUGGUUUGUUCGUUUGGAUUACUGCGGAACUGCAGCUCCGUCCCUGCAACGAUUUUAUCCUCAGCACUGCACUGAUUAAGCUAUUUUUCUACAAAGAUGGCAGUGUGCAGGGUAGAAGGGAACAGGACCCAUAUGUCAAUGGUCUAGGAUGGCCAGUGAAGGCUCCAACAUCCCAAGUCCUGUGGUCCGUCAGAUUGACAAGCAGUUUCUGAUUUGCAGCAUAUGCCUGGACCGUUACAAGAACCCCAAAGUACUUCCCUGCCUGCAUACUUUCUGUGAGAGGUGUUUACAGAAUUACAUUCCAGCCCACAGCUUAACCCUGUCUUGCCCCGUGUGCCGCCAGACCUCCAUUCUGCCAGAGAAAGGGGUUUCUGCACUCCAGAACAACUUCUUCAUCACCAACCUGAUGGAUGUCCUGCAACGAACGCCGGACAACAGCAUCGAGGAGUCUUCCAUUUUGGAGACUGUCACUGCUGUUGCUGCAGGCAAACCGCUCUCCUGCCCCAAUCAUGAUGGAAAUGUCAUGGAGUUUUACUGCCAGUCCUGUGAGACAGCUAUGUGCAGGGAAUGCACUGAGGGAGAACACGCAGAGCAUCCCACAGUACCACUCAAGGAUGUGGUGGAGCAACACAAGGCUUCCCUCCAAGUCCAGUUGGAUGCUGUCAACAAAAGGCUUCCAGAGAUCGACUCAGCACUUCAUUUUAUAUCUGAAAUCAUACACCAGUUAACCAACCAAAAGGCCAGCAUUGUAGAUGACAUUCAUUCCACUUUUGAUGAACUCCAGAAGACUUUAAAUCAGCUUGAGCAUCUUCAGGUGUCUGAAGUGGAGGAAUUGUGUCUCAGCAAGGGAAGAGUCCUCCAGACACAACUGGACACCUUACUUGAAGGACAAGAAAGCAUUAAAAGUUGCAGCAACUUUACAGCCCAAGCCCUCAACCAUGGCACUGAAACCGAAGUGCUGCUGGUGAAGAAGCAGAUGAGUGACAAGCUGAAUGAACUGGCUGAGCGAGACUUCCCAUUGCAGCCCCGUGAAAAUGAUCAGUUGGACUUCAUAGUGGAAACAGAAGGCCUGAAGAAGUCCAUUCACAAUCUGGGUACGAUUUUAACCACCAAUGCUGUUGCCUCUGAAACAGUUGCCACAGGUGAGGGACUGAGGCAGACAGUGAUUGGACAGCCCAUGUCUGUUACCAUCACAACUAAGGACAAAGAUGGGGAGCUCUGUAAAUCUGGGAAUGCUUACCUCACUGCUGAACUGAGCACACCGGAUGGGAGUGUAGCGGAUGGAGAAAUACUUGACAACAAAAAUGGCACUUACGAAUUUUUGUAUACUGUUCAGAAAGAAGGGGACUUCACUUUGUCACUGAGACUUUAUGAUCAACAUAUCAAGGGCAGCCCCUUCAAACUUAAAGUGGUCAGAUCAGCAGAUGUGUCCCCUACCACUGAAGGGGUUAAGAGGCGUGUUAAAUCUCCUGGCAGUGGUCAUGUGAAGCAGAAAGCUGUGAAAAGACCUGCGAGCAUGUACAGCACUGGCAAAAGAAAAGAGAAUCCCAUUGAAGAUGAUUUGAUCUUCAGAGUAGGCACCAAAGGAAGAAACAAAGGGGAAUUUACAAAUCUUCAAGGUGUAGCUGCAUCUACAAAUGGAAAAAUAUUAAUAGCAGACAGUAACAACCAGUGUGUGCAGAUAUUUUCCAAUGAUGGUCAGUUCAAAAGCCGUUUUGGCAUACGAGGAAGGUCUCCUGGCCAGCUGCAGCGGCCAACAGGGGUGGCUGUACAUCCCAGUGGUGACAUCAUUAUUGCAGACUAUGAUAACAAAUGGGUUAGCAUAUUCUCAUCAGAUGGAAAAUUUAAGGCCAAAAUUGGGUCUGGAAAGCUCAUGGGCCCUAAAGGUGUUUCAGUGGAUCGUAAUGGACACAUCAUUGUGGUGGACAAUAAAGCAUGCUGUGUCUUCAUCUUCCAGCCAAAUGGAAAAAUAGUCACCAGGUUCGGUAGCCGAGGAAAUGGUGACAAGCAGUUUGCAGGUCCUCAUUUUGCAGCUGUAAACAGCAACAAUGAAAUUAUCAUUACAGAUUUUCAUAACCAUUCUGUCAAGGUGUUUAACCAGGAGGGAGAAUUCAUGCUGAAGUUUGGAUCAAAUGGAGAAGGAAACGGACAGUUUAAUGCACCAACUGGAGUAGCUGUAGAUUCUAAUGGAAAUAUUAUUGUAGCAGAUUGGGGAAACAGCCGAAUACAGGUUUUUGAUGGAAGUGGAUCAUUUUUGUCCUACAUUAACACCUCUGCUGACCCACUAUAUGGUCCCCAAGGUCUGGCCCUUACUUCAGAUGGCCACGUCGUAGUUGCGGACUCUGGAAAUCACUGCUUCAAGGUCUAUCGAUACUUACAGUAGCAAUGAGUUCUGGAGCUGGGUAAUCACCCACCCUUAAGAAAAGGACUGGUCCUAGAGAUCCAGUGUGGGAUAUCUCCUACUUUGAGUUAAUUUUUAAUAAUGAAGGAGUCUCUUAUGGACUUGUUGUGAUAAUUUCCAAACUUACCUUGUUUACAUAGGACUUGCACCUCUUAUGUUUCUCACUGAACUUUUUGUUGCAAAGGUUAAUACAAAAACUCCUCUUGAACUGAAUUCAUAAAGACAAUGUGAAAUUAAACACAAACUGCAACCUAUGGAACUGGAAUUAACUAAUUAGGCAAAAAUGAGAAAAGUUUGGGAAAAGUCCCCAAAGCUUUUUGAUGACUGCAAAGGGUAGCUCCUGUUCAGAGCUUCCAAGUUUAAAGAAGCAUCAUUCUUACGCAUUAUUUAACCCAGAGGCGAUCCUGGGAAUCUUAUAGAUCUCAUUAUCAUGGUAGGUAUUACAGUUUUAACAUUCUUCAGUCUUACUAUCUAUAACAAGUAGGUCCUUUUAGUGUAAGGUUAAGUCUCACAAAAUCCGUCUAGCUCUAAGUGUCAGACCUAACACAGCUC
Molecule: messenger RNA, 3175 nt
Organism: Acanthisitta chloris (rifleman)
Lineage: Eukaryota; Metazoa; Chordata; Aves; Passeriformes; Acanthisittidae
Gene: TRIM2
Product: tripartite motif containing 2
Exons: 14
Coding region: 371-2605 (744 amino acids)
Biological process (GO): protein polyubiquitination; negative regulation of translation; proteasome-mediated ubiquitin-dependent protein catabolic process
Molecular function (GO): protein binding; zinc ion binding; translation repressor activity
Source: RefSeq, a predicted model, not a curated record